AUGGAGAACGAUGCGUUUAGGGAAAAUGCACCCUCAUUAAUUCAGGAUGGAAAUAGAGUAGAACAGCCGAAUUUAGAAGCCCGAAGAUUCUUUGAUAUGUUAGAUGCGGCAAAUACGUCAUUGUAUGAUGGUUGUAAGAAGGGUCAUUCACCAUUAUCAGCUGCAACUAGGUUGAUGGGCAUAAAGACAGAUUGGAAUUUAUCAGAGGGUUGUGUGGAUGAGAUUACUGAUUUUGUGAAAGAAAUUUUGCCAGAGAAUAAUCUUUCACUAUGUUCGUACUAUGAGGUGCAGAAACUCGUAGUUGGACUUGGUUUGCCAUAUCAGGUGAUAGAUGUGUGCAGUGAUAAUUAUAUGAUUUAUUGGAGAGAAGACGAAGGCCGCACUUCAUGUCGUUUUUGUCGUAAACCUCGGUAUCAGGACACAAGUGGAAGAGUUCCCAUACCAUAUAAAAGAAUGUGGUAUUUACCGUUAGCAGAGAGGUUGAAAAGAUUGUAUCAGUCAGAGCGUACAUCAGGAGCAAUGAGAUGGCAUGCAGAACAUACAUCAGACGGUGUAAUUGCGCACCCAUCGGAUGCAGAAGCAUGGAAACAUUUUCAGUCACUCUACCCUGGCUUUGCGUAUGAGCCAAGGAACGUUUAUCUUGGUUUGUCUACAGAUGGUUUUAAUCCUUUUGGGAAACAUGGGAGGCAAUAUUCAUUGUGGCCAGUUAUCGUGACACCUUAUAAUUUAACGCCAUCUUUGUGUAUGAAACGGGAGUUUCUAUUUCUCACCAUUCUUGUUCCAGGUCCAGAUCAUCCGAAGAAAGCACUUGAUGUUUUUUUGCAGCCAUUGAUAUAUGAGUUACAAAUGUUAUGGGAGCAUGGUGUAGAAGUGUUCGAUGUUUCAAUGAACCAAAAUUUCAACAUGUGGGCGAUGCUUAUGUGGACUGUAAGCGAUUUUCCAACCUAUGGUAUGUUAUCUGGAUGGACAACGCAUGGACGGUUAGCUUUCCCGUAUUGUCAAGAUAACACCGAUGCAAUUCAGCUGAAACACGGACGUAAAACGAGUUGGUUUGAUUGUCACAGACGAUGGCUCCCUGAAGACCAUCCUUAUCGUUGGAGCACCACAUUAUUUAAAAAGAACAGACAAGUCUUUGAUAGUCCACCUCCUGAGUAUUCUGGCGAAGAAAUUUUGAAUCAAUUAAGAGAUUUGGGUGCUGAGAAGACAGUGGUUUGCGGUGGUAAUGGGCACGAUAUUGUUGAUGGAUAUGGCGAUCAUCACAACUAG
Messenger RNA from Camelina sativa (false flax), 1266 nucleotides. RefSeq lists its product as uncharacterized. The record is from RefSeq and is a predicted model, not a curated record. Lineage: Eukaryota; Viridiplantae; Streptophyta; Magnoliopsida; Brassicales; Brassicaceae.